Messenger RNA from Andrographis paniculata, 1128 nucleotides. RefSeq names its product putative ripening-related protein 1. Bases 1 to 1053 code for a protein of 350 amino acids. NCBI's taxonomy places the organism in Eukaryota, Viridiplantae, Streptophyta, Magnoliopsida, Lamiales, Acanthaceae. The record is from RefSeq and is a predicted model, not a curated record. The transcript has 2 exons.
AUGGACAACAUUGCUAAAGCAUCUCUUCUCCUUAUCCUCAUCUUCGCCGCCGCCGUCGCCGCGGCGGCGCCGGCGGUGGCGAGGCUUCAAACGUGCAAGCCGAGCGGGAAAAUAAAGGGCAAGACGCCGCCUCCGGGGCAAUGCAACACAGAAAACGACUCGGAUUGUUGUAAGGACGGGAAGCUCUACAUGACGUACAAGUGCUCGCCUCCGGUGUCCGGAAGCACCGGCGCGGUUCUUACGCUAAAUAGUUUCGAGAAGAACGGGGACGGCGGGGCGCCCUCGGAAUGCGACAAUAAGUACCACUCGGACAACACUCCGGUGGUGGCGCUGUCGACCGGAUGGUACAGUGGGGGGCGGCGGUGCCACAAUAAUAUAACUAUAAGUGGUAAUGGGCGGAGCGUGGCAGCCAUGGUGGUGGACGAGUGCGACUCCACGAUGGGGUGCGACGACGAUCACGACUAUCAGCCUCCGUGUCCUAACAACAUUGUCGAUGCGUCCAAGGCCGUGUGGAAAGCUUUAGGGGUUCCGGAGAGCGACUGGGGGCAGAUGGACAUCACUUGGCUUCAAACGUGCAAGCCGAGCGGGAAAAUAAAGGGCAAGACGCCGCCUCCGGGGCAAUGCAACACAGAAAACGACUCGGAUUGUUGUAAGGACGGGAAGCUCUACACGACGUACAAGUGCUCGCCUCCGGUGUCCGGAAGCACCGGCGCGGUUCUUACGCUAAAUAGUUUCGAGAAGAACGGGGACGGCGGGGCGCCCUCGGAAUGCGACAAUAAGUACCACUCCGACAACACUCCGGUGGUGGCGCUGUCGACCGGAUGGUACAGCGGGGGGCGGCGGUGCCACAAUAAUAUAACUAUAAGUGGUAAUGGGCGGAGCGUGGCGGCCAUGGUGGUGGACGAGUGCGACUCCACGAUGGGGUGCGACGACGAUCACGACUAUCAGCCGCCGUGUCCUAACAACAUCGUCGAUGCGUCCAAGGCCGUGUGGAAAGCUUUAGGGGUUCCGGAGAGCGACUGGGGGCAGAUGGACAUCACUUGGUCCGAAUGAAGCUUAGUCUUCGAUCAUUUUACUAAUUUUUUUUUUUAUUGUGUCGUAAAUAUGUUUGGGUGAUCGAUGCUGUGA